Molecule: messenger RNA, 4758 nt
Organism: Nothobranchius furzeri (turquoise killifish)
Lineage: Eukaryota; Metazoa; Chordata; Actinopteri; Cyprinodontiformes; Nothobranchiidae
Gene: nsun3
Product: NOP2/Sun RNA methyltransferase 3
Biological process (GO): rRNA methylation
Cellular component (GO): mitochondrial large ribosomal subunit
Molecular function (GO): RNA methyltransferase activity
Source: RefSeq, a predicted model, not a curated record
UAUGGCGGUAAUGCUGUUACGCUCUCUAGCCCCCAACAGACCGUCUAUGUAUUCAUGUCUAUAGUUUAAAUAACACGGUAGGGAAAUUUUAUUGUCAACUAAACACAGACGGUGCUGUUGGUGGGGCACAGCGUUUUGCACUCAAACAGGGCUAAAAUGAACCAAAAAAAAUUGCAGUUGCCUAUAGUUGCACUUUUUGCUCUAACGUUAAGUGGUUAAUUUGUAUCCAAAGACAAACUAAUAUUAUCUAAUAAUAGAUUAUUUACUGUCAUUUGUAAUUUUAUCCAGCGCCUUUAACCUGCUCUGGUUGGUGUUCACGUGUUCAUCUUAGGCGGAACUAUAAAAUAAUAUUCGUGUUUCAAGUGGGACGAAUUUCUAAAACGUACCCGUCAAUGUCAAAUACGCGCUGUUUAUACUGAAUAAAUACAUGUAGGCGUUUUACUUAUGCAGCGACAUCUCAACACAGAUACUUUAAGGUGUGAUGAGGGCUUUUCGGGGUUUAUCUAAAAGGAUAAACCUGAAAUGCUUUUGGUGUCUGUUGUUUAACCGCCACAAUGCUACAGAUGGAGUUUUACUGCAGAUUCAACAAAACGAGUCUCCAAAUAACAAGGUGAGGAAAACGAUCCAGAAGAAAAGACCUGCUUGCUCAGUUGUUCUCCAUCACUUUGACCAACAGUACAGUGAGGAACUUGGAGACUUGUGGCCAUCUGCAAGAGCAGUGCUCCUCAACCCACAGUCCUGGCAAUAUGGGGUCAUGCUAAACCGCUUCAGCACAGUGACGGAUAUCACAGACAGUCUUCUCUCUUUGGGCUUUUCAUCAUUGCUGCCACAAACAACAGUCUCUUCCCUUCCUCAUAAUGGUGCCUCCACUGUGUCUAAUUCUAAAUAUCCAGAAGGACAAGACACUUUCUCACCUCACCACAUCUCAGAGUGCUCUCCUGAGGACUUCAAUCUCCAGCCUGAAGUCCCCUUUCAUGCACUCAAUCAGGACCCUCGGUCAGAGCCUGAUCUCAGUUUGCACCAUUCUUCAUUACAGUGUUACGUCCACCCACGCCAACUGAGAUUUCCCUCUCAGGCUCACCGGGAUGGCCUUCUGAAGCAGUAUUACCUCCUGAACGCUGCUUCUCUGCUUCCAGUUCUGGCUUUGCAAGUCAGAGAUGAGGAAAGGGUUUUGGAUCUUUGUUCUGCCCCUGGAGGCAAAGCUGUAGCUAUAAUGCAGAGUGCAACUCCAGCACUCCUUUGCUGUAAUGAACCGGACCCUCACAGACGAGACUGGCUGUCCAAAACCCUGGAGUCCUUUCUGCCUCGCUCACUAAACAAUAGAGUGAUUGUGUCCGCACAGGAUGGACGGUCUUUUGGGGACAGUGAGACUGGCUUUUAUGACAAGGUUUUAGUUGAUGCCCCUUGCUCUAACGACAGGAGUUGGCUGUACUCUAGCAGCGAACAGCGGGGGGAACAGAGGCUGAAGGACAGAGCCGGGCUGCCUGAGCUGCAGGCUCAGCUCCUCAGGUCCGCGCUAUCUGCAGUGCGUCGAGGGGGUGUUGUGGUCUAUUCAACCUGCACGCUGUCAAACUCUGAAAACGGUGCUGUCGUUGAGACGGUGCUGAAGGAUUUUCCUGAAGCUGAAGUUGAAGAUCUUUGGGAGGAGAUUGCAACUCCUUUAUCUAAAUGCUUCACUUUUAGUUCACAGGCUGCUUGUGGACAGAUGUGUACCAAAGCACCCCCGCUGCUAUCGAACAGCACCAUGUCCUCUCAUAGCCACAGACUUGGUAUUCUUGUGGUUCCUCAGCCUGACAGGACCUGGGGGCCCAUGUUUUUAUCUCGAAUUAGAAGAAAAUAAGGCAUUACCUUCUGUUCUGAACAGACAUGUGGAAUGAGUUAAUACAUUGUUACAAAGCACUGGUUUCAGUACAUAGAGAGCGGAUCUAAGACUCCACACACUGCGACAUGUCUUGUCUGCACAAGGAGGACGAUAACAGCAGACAUGUAAAGUCACGGGUUUGAGGAAGGAUGGUUUAACACGGCAAAACUAAACCAGCUGCAUGAAAUUCCACAUUUAACAAGCAAAUUAAAAUGAAUCAUUUUCACUUCAUUUAUCCCAAAUUCCAGCAGUUUUUAUUAGUCCGAUAUUAAGUGUAUUAUGAUAUUUACUGAACGCUUGUCAUUAAUACUUUUAUAUGAAAGUUGACAUGGUAAAAGGGGCUGCUGGUAGUCAUAUAUUUACAGAAAUAAAAACAAUUCUGACAACAGAUCAGUUAUUUAUGCUUUAGGAGCUCUGAAUAAAACCCACAGAUAAGUGAUGGUAAAAUUAGCAACAUCCAUCCAUUAUCUGAACCCGAGUGUCCACUGUGCAGCCCAGAAUUGGCAACAUUUUAGUUAACUCAUUCACUGCCAGUGACGACUAAAGUCGUCAUUUGCAUUUUUUUUUACUGUUUGAGCAUCGGAACGAGCCCCCGCACUGAGAGAACAAACAUCUCAGCCCUGAAGCCGAUCUUCAUCCGCAUAUGUCACAGAUCACAUGAUCAGGAAGCAACACAUCCAUGUGUGUGGAGAUCGUUUUGGGCCGUUCCUGUAAAAAAAGUAAGGUGCGAACCGGAAAAGCGUCUGCCGAUCACAAUUCAACAACAGAUUAUGAAAGAACGGAUAACGGAUGAAACACACGGCUUCUUCCUGAUGUAAGAGGUGAGUCUCCUCUUUGUUUUGGUUGUUUUGGCAUCGGCAUCAUGCUAGCGCGCAACGUUCUGUGACUCUUAAAAAAACAGUAAAAACGGUGAGAAACGCUGGCAGCAAAGGCCGUUAGUGAUCAGGAAACAGCUGGCAGUGAGUGAGUUAAAAAUGUUUAUUAUUCCAACUUCAAAUAAUGACAAAAUAAUGAGAAUCCAAUGUUGGAAAAUCUAAUUUUGACAGUUUUACAACCUUGUUUAAAGAGCAAGUCACCCCCUACCAGAGUAUUACUCCACUCCCACUUCCUGUUUGAAAAAGGCAACAAAUGCUGUUGCCUAGCAGACCGAGAGGGCGGCACCGCUAACAAACACACACACACACACACACAGGCUCACAACAACAUUGUGACAUCAUAUGGUACCAGCUAACGUCCUAGGGUACCUCUUAGCCAAUUGCAAUGGCAGAUUUAAAUCCAAAUGCAGCACAGAGUUUUUUUCUGAGAACGGCACAACACUGACAGUUUUAGGCAGAAAAUUAAAAUUUUAAACUAAAAUGUGCCAAAGUGCAAAACUAUUGACUACACGGGUCUGCAGCACGAUUAAACAUGCAUUUAUAUAGUUUAUCAGAAAAAAAAGUUGAUUUGGGGGUGACUUGCUCUUUAACCAUGGCUUCUUUCUAGUAUUUUGUUUACCCAAGCACACUAACAGCAAGGGCACGGGGGGUGGGGUGAGGGGGUUUGGAAAACAGUAGGCAUGAGUAAAAGCUCUCAUUUAAAAUUCGGUAACGCUUCCUUUUACAGUCCCCUAAUGACGAAGUACUUACAUGUUAAUUACAUAGUAAGUAAAAGUGUAUUAUUGUUAGAGUUUUUAAACUGUCAUUACCAUGUAACUGAGGUUCAAUUCUAGUUUUUGUUUUUAUUUAUCAUUCUCAGUAAAUUCUGUUUUACACAAUAAUUACACUUUUUUUUAACAAUUAUACACUUUAUUACACAAUAAAACACUUUAACUUACUAUGUAAUUACCAUGUAAGUACUUAGUAAUUAGAGGACUGUAAAAGGAAGCGUCUCCGAAAAUUCUUGCCUGAUGUGAACAGAGGAGCAGUGGGCAGCACCCAAAUCUUGUGAGCAAGCCGCAGCUGAUGUGAACCUGGCAUUAGAUUGCUUGUUGAAUGGGAAAAAUUCCAUGCAUUUUCCAAAGCACCGCUUGGUCAUUUGGCUCCUGGCUCCAUGCCGACACAGAGCCGGACCAUCGACUACGGCGGACCCGUGAACCUUGACCACAGUGGACCAGCAGUCUGAGGCUCUGCUUGUAACAGUCCCACUCCAUAUUAGAUCUCCACAGACGACCAGCAUGACUACAGCCUUGCACGGGAGCCAGUCGGCCGUGCGGGUGGGAUACCCCAAUACCCGGAGCCCUUCUUACCCUCUUGGGUUAGCUAAGUUAGCUAGUAACUACACUGGUUCAUUUGUUCUUACCCUGUUCCAAAUGUAACAGCCCCACCCUCAGCUCCACCUCUUUUCCCAUUUUUGGAUUGUUUGGGUGCGAUGGGACGUGUGACACUGUCAAAAUGGCGGUGGUGGGAACCUCCUAUUUCGGAAACAAAGACCCUUAUAAUUUGCGCCUAUGGAAGUUAAUUGUCCAGUAUUGAUGUCUAUGGUUCUGACUGAGGAGUAUAAAUCAGGCUUUGUUAGCAUUAUCAGCUGAAUCACAUGGCUUAAGCUCUUCCUGGCUUGUGUUGUUUGUGGAGAUAAAACAUCAAUGUUACAGAGCAAACAGAGGCAGUGGUGCUGUUGUGUUGUUGUUAGCCAAUCAGAGGUGACAUGUCUAAAUAUGAAAUGACUCCAAAUCCUGCCGUCUGAAGCUACUUUUUCCUCCAGCAAAAUUGUAUGUCCUCAAACAAGUGGACCGGAGCUUUUUUUCCUCAGAGAACGACUUACAAGGCAUUCAUUUUUACUAAAGGCCACUGCAAAUUUAUGUAAAAUGUAAGUAAAUUUGAAUACUUGAUCAACAGCUUUACUUCAUUUAUAAUACAAAAGAGGUGACAAUUGGGUAUCUUUUGCAGUGAUGAUGUAAUAAACGUUUGUUUGUAUUCUCU